GUACAACUGAACUCACUAAACAACAUAAAAAAAGAAAAAAAAAAAAAAAGAAAAAAGAAAAAUGGCCACAUUUGAUGCCAAGUCUACAGUGUCUGCCGCGUCUGAUGUUUUCGAAAUCGGAAAUUAUCAAGUUACCACAUCCACAGUAAGAACUUCAAAUGUCUCGAGACCUCCUACGGAACUCUUAAUACUUUCACCCGCCGUAAAGGGAACUUAUCCAGUGCUGCUCUUUUGCCACGGCUUCAUGCUAGCCAACACGAAUUACACCACCCUCUUGCAGCACAUAGCUUCCCAUGGCUACAUCGUUGUUGCUCCUAAGUUCUAUGGCCUUAUAUGGAUCUCAAUUCCCGAGGAAGUCAAAAGAGCUGCCCAAGUCACAGACUGGCUAUCGACGGGCCUCCCCAGCGUCCUACCCGAAAAGGUCAAUGCUGACAUGGAGCAAUUAGCUCUCUCAGGCCACAGCAGGGGUGGGAAGACUGCAUUCGCCCUAGCAAUCAACCGAAAAUUAACCACAACAAACCCAAGUUUCAAAGCCUUAAUCGGUAUCGACCCAGUGGCUGGCUCUUCUCCCUCAUCCUUGCCUGACCCCAAAAUCCUCGAAUUCAUUCCGCGUAUAUUUGAUAUAGCGAUCCCUAUCUCUAUAAUCGGGACCGGAUACGGCAACCAGUCACUGGGGCUAUUCCCGCCAGGCGCUCCUGACGGUGUCAACCACUCGGAAUUCUUCAACGAGAGCAAGCCGCCCGCGUGUUAUUUUCUGGCCAGGGAUUACGGGCAUUGUGACAUGCUCAAUGACAGGGUGGAUAGGACGGCUGCAAUGAUAAGAAGCAUGUUGAAAAGCGGGAAAGGCUCCAAGGAUCUUAUGAGGAGAAGUGUUGGUGGUAUUGUGGUUGCGUUUCUGAAAUGUUAUUUGGGAGGUGGUGGGGAGGAUCUGGAGGCCGUUGUGGCUGAUCCUAGUAUUGCGCCGAUAUCUCUUGACCCGGUUAUUCAUGUCAAGGAGUGAAGAAAUUAAUAAGGGUAUAAAUUAUGGGGUUUGAACUCAUCACAAUAUUGUUGUGCAUGUCAGUGAAAGAAUCUUGGCUGCAAUUCAUGGUAAUGUAUGGAGACUGCUGCUGUUACCAUAUUAUGUCAUAAUAGAACAAGCCCUGUGUUUUUAUAAUAGUUGCAUGAAUGUUAUUGUUUCUUUACUGUAAUAAAAUAAGACAGUUGUGUGAUGGGCCUUUUAUUUUAAUUUAAACAAUUAAUGUUAGAA
Molecule: messenger RNA, 1249 nt
Organism: Striga asiatica
Lineage: Eukaryota; Viridiplantae; Streptophyta; Magnoliopsida; Lamiales; Orobanchaceae
Source: the annotation of a GenBank genome assembly